AAGAACCUGAAAACCAUGCUUGCCAUCGGUGGUUGGAACGAGGGUUCGGCACGCUUCUCUCCGCUGGUGGCCGAUUCGGAACGACGGGCGCAGUUUGUGAAGAAUUCGAUUAAAUUCCUGCGUCAGAAUCAUUUCGACGGGUUGGACUUGGAUUGGGAGUACCCGGCGUUCCGGGAUGGUUCGAAGCCGAAGGAUCGUGAAAACUACGCCCAACUGGUGCAGGAACUCCGCGAGGAGUUCGAACGGGAAUCGUCCAAAACCGGACGUCCAAGGUUGUUGCUUACAAUGGCCGUUCCGGCCGGUGUGGAGUACAUUGACAAAGGCUACGACAUUGCUAAACUGAACAAAUAUCUGGAUUGGUUCAACAUGCUGACCUACGAUUACCACAGUGCUUACGAACCGGCGGUCAACCAUCAUUCGCCACUGUAUUCCCUGGAGGAACCUUCCGAGUACAACUUUGACACGGAACUUAACAUUGAUUACAGCGUCAAAUUCUACCUGAACGCCGGUGCAGAUCGUGACAAGCUGGUGCUGGGUAUCCCGACCUACGGUAGAUCGUACACUCUGUACAAUCCGGACGCGACCGAUAUCGGUUCGCCGGCGGACGGUCCCGGUGAGCAGGGUGACGCUACCCGGGAGAAGGGCUAUCUGGCGUACUACGAAAUCUGUACCGCCGUUAAGGACGACCCCGAGUGGACCGUGGUGCAGCCGAACGCGAACGCAAUGGGUCCGUACGCGUUCAAGGGCAACCAGUGGGUUGGCUACGACGAUGAAGCGAUCGCUCGGAAGAAGGCCAAAUACGUAGCGGAAAACGGACUGGGUGGAAUCAUGUUCUGGUCGAUCGAUAACGAUGAUUUCCGUGGCACCUGCCACGGGCGGCCGUAUCCGAUCAUCGAGGCUGCCAAGGAAACGUUGCUUGCUAGCACAGACAUCGGCGCCAACGACAUCGCUGCACCGAGUCGACCGAGGAAACCGUCGCGAUCGCGCAGUCGAUCGGGAGCAAGCUCCCGAAACCGUGUCACUUCCGACAACAACAACGAAAUCAAGUCAUCGUUCAAGAACUCGCAGCCACGGAAGAACAGCAGACCGCAAAGCACUACGACGACGACCACCACCAGUACUACGACCGGAAGUUCGCUGUACAUCGGAGGACGCACGACCACCCCGCAACCACCGACAACUCCGGAUCCGGGAGCAGACUUCAAGUGCACGGACGAAGGAUUCUUCCAGCACCCCCGGGAUUGCAAGAAAUACUUCUGGUGCCUGGACGCACCGGCUCUCGGUUUGGUAGCCCAUCAGUUCACCUGCCCCUCGGGAUUGGUCUUCAACAAGCUAGCGGAUUCCUGCGACUACGCUCGCAACGUAAUCUGCAACAUUCAAUCAACCACCACAACUAGCACCAGCACAACGACGACCAGCACCACCACAACCAGUACGACCACGCCGGCACCGCGAGCACGCGUCACAGCCGCCACCAGUCGGAACAGUUUCUACAACCGAGCCUUCACAACGACGACCACCACCGAACCGACGAUCGAGUUCGACUACUCGGACGAGGUGGAAGAGGAAAGCCAACCGGAAGAGGAUCCGAAAGUUAUUAAGGAACUGAUUGCACUGAUUAAGAAGGUUGGUGGGAUUGAGGAACUGGAGCGUCAGCUGCAAGCGCAGGAAGAUGGUUCCGUUGUGCUGAAGGGUUCCCAGCAGUCGGAUCAGAUUUCGACGACUCCGUCGACGAUUAGUAAGAGUUUGUACGAGCGGGUGUUGAGUCGUGCUGGAAAUGGGCUGCAGAAGUUCCGUCCGGCGUUGACGUUUACGCAAACGGAUAAGAGUGGGUCGACUGAGAAUAAGUAUUCGUCGGUGGUUCGGAAUGGGAAUACCAAUAGUCGGGUUGCUCCGCAAAAUGAGGGCAUUGAACAGUUGCCCGAGUUUGAGGGUGUUUUCAAGGAACGGCCGAAGUAUGUUACGUUGACCCGGCAACGGCCAACCAAGGUUGAGGAUGAUUUGGCGGAAGAAAGGGAUGGUGAUGGGGACGUUGAUGAUGAGGACAAUGAGGAGGAGGAGAAUCAACCUUCGACGUACUCCACCCGGAGGCCUACUUCGAGUCCGAAAUACGUUAGUAUUCGGAGACAACGACCGACAACUGUGCCGGAGAGUGUCGAGGAUGAUGAAGACGAGAAUGUGGCUGCACCGGUGCAGCAAUACAGUACGGUAAAUCGGAAUCGCUUCCGACAAACGACAACGGAAGAUCCCUUGGAGGAGGUUGAACGAGUACCGAGUCGGUACAAUUCCAUCGAACGUCGCCGAGCUACCGUGCAGCAGUUCAAUCGCUUGCAGGAAGGCGACAAAGAUGAUGUAGGCACUGAUUCGUCUCUAUUGGUACCCUCCACCGAUUUCCAAACAAUUUACACAACAUCGUCUACUACCGAUGCACCAGAACAGUUCAUCACGUACAGUACACGACAGUACGCUAGCGUAGAACGUAGCAGCACGACCGAGGCCCCCACGGCGGAGCCGGUUGCUACGGUUCUGCCACAGACAGCCACUACUCCAUCUACAGGCAACAUACAAUACCUCAACACAGACUCAAUUCAGACGGAAGCCCCGGAACGGAGCGCUUCGGUAGACACUGUUUCAGAACUAGAAUUAAGUAAGACCUCCUCGUCGGCGGACUCCGACGGCGGCCUAACGACGGAUGACACGGUGACCGUAGAUAGUAGCAAGAACGAACAGACCAACGAGGUAACCACAAUACUAAACCUAGGUGAAAGUGUUACUGGUAGUAGUGUUAGUGAAUUGGACCUGAGUGUGCAUAGUAGUAGUGUGGGUUCUAGCGGUGAUAGUGUAAAUCCUAGAGUUCAGGAGGUUGAAGAGCAGCUCGCGCUGACAACUGCUUCAACCGGUGGGACCGAACUGCCGAUCACCACCACCACCUUUACCCCCUCGACGAGCAGCGAAAAGCUGUCCAGCACUAACGAAGAACAGUCUAACUCGAUUUUCAAAUUUUCGCCAAGAACUAGGAAAACUACCACCACAGCAAGUCCCUUAGAAGUUGUCACUAAUAAGCAGGAAUCCGAUAGUCAAUUAACCCCAACCCAAGCCGCUCCCCGUCCGUUCGGCGGAGCGGUUCGUCGCACGCGGCCAACCCGUCGUCCUGUGAGCAGCGCAACGACGACGACUUUGGCGCCCGAAGAAUCCACCACUCUUCGUUCGGUAAAGGUGAGUUUUGCCAAUGAUCAAAGGUUUGAUCUUUCAGCUAGACGUAGGAUUGGUGUUGCCGCCGGUCCGUCCGCUGCGUCGAAUCCCGGCAGCAACGAGGUAGGUAGCGCCGGCGAUUCGGCCAGCAGCGAGCCGGCGAGUCCACGACCAACGCGGCCACGGGGUUUCCGCGGUCGCGUCCGGUUCGGAGCGUCCGGCGAACCGUCCGGUUCGCGAUCUUCAGCUUCCAUUCCUUCGUCUUCGACCGAGGCGACUGCUGCCGUUGCUUCGGGUGUGACGUCUGCACAGCCACGUCGCCCGCAGUCCGAGUCUUUUGCGCGUAAUCGUUUCUCUUUGAACCGUGCUUCUAGCCGUGUGCCGGAAGCGACGGCCACCAGUAGCAGUAGUAGUAGUAGUGCUACCGAACGAAUCACCACCCCGGAGCAGCCAGUUGAGCAAUCAACUGCUAGGGCUUCAUUGAGGCGGGUGAAUUUUAAUCUCUAUAGCGGUAGAUCGAGUGCUAGUCCCGCGACUAUCACUACGACGACGACCGAGGAACCGGAAGUCGAAACGGGCUCCCCGGUUGUUCAUCUGAAUAAUAUUAAAACUAUCAAAAUCGAUGAGGAUCUUUUCAAGACGCAGGAGCGGAUUUUGCUUACGCUGGGAACUGCGCUGCAGUAUGGGUUUAGUAAUAGGAAUGAGCUGAAUGCGAGGAGGCUUCAGGAGAAGGAAGCUCAACUGACGAAAGGAACUGUUCAUGAUGCACCAAUAACGAACAUCGUUCGGCAAAGUUCGACGACCACGACUACAACGACGACGACGGUGAAGAGUCCCAGUCAGGAUACGAUUGAUAAUCGGCUGGCAGAAGAUGUCAAUGAAAUGGCGACGGAAAGUGUGACUGGAUCGGAGCGCAGCUCCGCUGCGUUUGAAACUACCGUUGCGGAUCUGGAACGAUCUAAUGAUUUUACGACGGUUUACAGUGUUAAUGCGGCGGAGGUAGAGACCACAACUCCAGGAAGACGAAAGUUCCCCUCGUUGAGAAGUCGAACCUCGUCGCCGGAGGCGACUACGGAGUCUGGUGGAACAACGCUGAAGGUUGUGUUGUCGGAAGUUAAUACGAAUAAGACCUUCAUACCCGGUCGCUCGCGACCUACGAGACCUGGACGUUUCCGAACGUCCACCUCGGCUGCCUCAUCGGAAACAGCAAACGAAGCUUCCACCCUUCGGUCUAAGUUCACUCCGCGAAAACUCGCCGUCACUCAGAGUUCCAACGCUCUUGCAAGCGAAGUGGCUGACAAGCCCUCCCGAAGACCAUCCCCCUUCCAGCGGCGUCAACGGCCAACACUUUCCACGUCAUCGGCUUCCCCUGCACCAGCGGAAGGCGAAAGCGAAGAUUUCACCGAGAAAACACCGGGAAUUUCCACAACCGUAACGCGACGCCGUCUUGGCCGCCGGCGGCCCUCGUCCACAACCGAAAAACCGGCCGAGGAAGCUCCUCGCACAAACCUGGAGCGCAACUCCGUGCUAAACCGCCGGUUGAGACUCCGCUCCACGACAACCCGCACCACCACGGAAUCCCAAAGCAUUGCCACCCGUUCGGCAACCACCGUCGAACCGUUCACCGCUGAACCAACCUUCGCGGACAGUGCCGUAGGCAACUCAGAUCACACGACCGUCUUUUCCGAUGUUUCCAACGAAAUCGAAUCCACCUUCCUAACGAACGACGACGUACUGAGCAGCGAUAACCUCCUCCGCCGCCAACUCCCGGAAUCCCAAGAAAGCAACGACUCGGAGGAAACCACAGACCUCCUUUCCACGGUCAUUACAGGCGAACCCUCCACCGAAGGCCCCCUGAACAAAGCUCCUACACCACGAAAACUCCCCGUCAGCGUUAGAACACGUCCCGUCAACCCUCUAACGGCAGCGGCACGCUUUAGCGACAAUCAACAGAUCGAAUCGGAAGUAGUCCCCAGCCGAAGCCCUGCCCGAAGCUUCACAGCCGCCCGGAAAAAGUUCGGUGCUUCCACCACGACCACCACAACCGAGAGUCCGGAAGUGUCCACGGUGAAGAAAUUCAUCCCUUCCCGGAAAAGUCGUCCCUCCUUUUCGCUAGCACGGGCACGUGCUUCCAGCACAACCGAAGAAGCACCGCUCGGCGGUGGUGAAGACCAGGAGCAACCCACCAGUUCCACCGUACGGUCGUUCCUCGCUUCGCGAAGACGACCCGCGCUGGGUUCGGCUCGUUCGACGACGGCAGCUUCGAGCGCCGCCGGCGCUAACGGGGAUGACGUUGAGAGCUCUUCCAGUCGACCGCUUUCACCGACACGUCGUCGACCGGCAUUCGUCGGUGCUAAUCGAACCCCACGGCCACAAUCGUUUGAGGAUUCCUUCGACAAGGGAACCAGUGCGGCUGCGAAGCCGGCCGCGGAGCGUAAGGCCGUUAACCGUACCUCGGCACUGCUGCCGAGGAGGCCGAAUUUGUUUGCUAGGACGACGACUACGACCACCGAGGCUGCUUACACCGAUUUUGAGACGGAUGUGAAGACCACGCUGGAGGAGGAGAACAGCGGAGAGAGGUUUGGACCCGGUACGCGAGGUUAUACGGAGAUUAGGAGGCCUUCGGCCUCGUCGGAGGAGAAGGAUGGAACGACGGUGACGGGACGGUACAGUGGCGAGGUUGAGGAUGAUGAGAAUGAGAUUCAGAGGCAUGGUAAGCGGUUGUUUGGACCCGUCGGAAGUGGGAAUAAUAAUGUGGAUGAGGAGGAGCCCACCGUAGGUGGUGGACGUUCGCGGGAGGUGAUUACGGCGUCUAGAAGACCGGGACCGAGGAUUAUUGGAUCCGGAGGAUCCAGAGCUUCCGGACCGGGAAGUAAUACGAGGUUUAUUUUUAAGAAUAAUCAACCACCGGAAGGUUCGACCACGACGGUGAGGGCGAUUACGACGCGGGCCAGGAGGCCGUUUGGAAAUGUUGGAGGGUAUAAACCGGCGAAUGGAACAGCGGCGGUUGGUGCGUCGAGUGGCGCCGUUGGUGCUUCCACGGCUAAGCCGCGCUUUACGCUGACGACCAGAGGUCGUCCAGUUUUCGGAAGACAGCGGUCGACGACGGCGUCGUCUGCGUCGGCAGCCGGACCAAGUGAGGUUGAGGAGAAAGCAACCGCUCAGCGUGUGGGUGAGUCACAGCAAGCUGCCGGGCCUACCAGGCGCUAUCAGCCCCGGAAACCAACGAGAAAAUCGAAUCUGACCACGAUUUCUCUUCCGGUGGGUGGCAGCCGGACGCGCACAAAUCUCUCGUCACUAUUUAACCGUAACCCGGCGGUGGUACUAACAACAACCGAGCUAACGCAACAACAACCCGAGACGACACUUCCUAGCGUAGUAGAACCACAGACGCCGGUCAUACUGUCGGUGCUGCCGGUCGUGCAGAGGUCACGGUCACAACCAACCACAAGCACACCUACAACACUCCUAACCGAGAACGAGGUGGAGAACACUACUUCAUACGAAGAUACAAUCAAUACAGUCAGAACUACCACCGAAUACUACACAGCAUCCGAUGAAACUCUGUACACCACACUCAAUACGGCCGACACAAUUUACACCAUUAAUGAUAAUAUCGAUAUUGAUGAUGUCAAUAUAUUGCAGGAACGUAGUAGAACGUCCACCACCACGGUCCGACCAACGACGCUCUACCAUGUGUUCUCGAUCGACAAGGAGAACGAAUCGAUGCCGUCGUCGACGGAGAUCUACCGCACGGAAGAGCAGGAGAUCGAACUGCCGGUGGCGAACAAGACGGACAAACUGGUCGAGAUCCACCGGGUGGUGGAGAUCUACACGAAGAACACCAGCAAUCCGGACGAGAUUCCGGUCAUGCAGAAGCUGGGUGAAAUCAAUCGCAAGAUCAUCAUUCGUCUCGUUGAACCGAGGAACAAGACUGAGGUCGAAGAGAAGGAGAAGAAAAGUCGAACGCUAGUGUUUGCCGAUAGUAUUUUCAACGUCGAGACUUCCACCAUUCCACUGGAAGGUCUUUUCGACGGCGAUAAGGAAGGAAAGACGGGCAAACCGGAUGUUCAAACGACACAGUUGAAUCUGGAGGAACAGGAAGAGGAAGCUACCGUUGCUCCAAGGGUGGAGAUCGAGCGGAUCUCCAGUGCCGAGUUUGGAGCAACGGAGCGUUCGCGACAGGAGGAAUUGGUGACUAUUACACCGUUGAUUGCGGAAACGGAACGCUACACUCAGGUAACUACACCAUCUGUUAAGCCGGAUACGGAACGCAUAGUAGAUUUUGAAGAUAGCACCGUGAAUGAGGAGGAUGGAACUACAGAUUACUACACGGAAGAGUUGCCAACAACGGUUCCGGUUCAGCCUUCGUCGACUGCGUCGACAACGACGACCACUACGACGACGACAACCACGACUACGGAAGCUCCUACCACGACGACACCCGCAGCUGAGACUACUGCUUCAUCCACAACACAGAUUGUCCACAAGUACACACUUCCGGCUGAAUUCUUCUUCCAGGAACCGUCGGAUGAACCGACGACAACGACGACGGCUGCGCCGACAACAACACCAACCACGACAACCACCAGCACGACUACGACCACCACUCCGAAACCAACGACAACAACCACUCCUACAACCACCACCUCUACCACAACCACCACCACCACAACCACAACGCCCGCACCGGAACUAACCGCUCCGCAGGAGCGCGUCCAAUCGUUGGUCAUUCCCAGCGUGGAAACCAAACGCAGAUACACUAAACGACCGAAGUCCACUGUCUACCGACCGCAGUUGGACUUCACCUACACGAACGAAAACUCCGGCGAAGACGAACCGGCGGUGGCGCCGGCUGUCGUCACCGAACAGGUAACUGAAACGCUUCCAAGCACCUCCUCCACCACCCUGAAAGUACAAAGCACCAGUAGAAAGUACGUCCCCUCGGUAGCACUGCGCUCUAACUUUGGUGACGGUGCGACCUCCCACAGAAAGUCCAAAGACAUCCAGGUAGUGCCGCUUCCGAAACCGACCGCUAAGAAGCAGGCGAAGCCUGCCCCUACCACGUCGACCCCGACGACGAAGACGACGACGACGACGAGCACCACAACCACCACGACGGAGGCCCCGAUCACGAAGGUUGACUUCAACAUCAAGUACGUGGUGCCGGUCCUGACGCCGGACUUCGACGCCCACGAGCUGAAGAUCGAAAGCAAAAACGACAAGUACAGCAUUCCGCUGUCCUCGCUCUACCAUCCGGACUUCAUCACGCGGGAAGUGUCGGGCGAGCAGCGCCAGGAGCGGCAGUAUUCGCCCGUCUACCGGCCCGAGCUGGACAACGACGAGCUCACCCGGGCGCUGACCAGCGACCAGGAUCCGGUGGCGCUCGAGGCGGCCAGCCUGGAUCGGGAGAUCCUCGGCGACCGAAGCGGCAGCAGCAACGGCAACGGCAACGACAGCGAAAGCGAAGAGCGAAGCUACGGAGCGCGCAGCAUACCGGCGUACUUCUUCCGGCGUGCCGGAGAGGUCAGUUAA
Messenger RNA from Sabethes cyaneus, 8727 nucleotides. RefSeq names its product mucin-5AC-like. Lineage: Eukaryota; Metazoa; Arthropoda; Insecta; Diptera; Culicidae. The coding region runs from base 16 to 8727 and encodes 2903 amino acids. Gene Ontology annotation, cellular component: extracellular region. Gene Ontology annotation, biological process: carbohydrate metabolic process; chitin catabolic process. Gene Ontology annotation, molecular function: chitinase activity; chitin binding. The record is from RefSeq and is a predicted model, not a curated record. The transcript has 6 exons.